Biomphalaria glabrata is the source of this 1041-nucleotide messenger RNA. RefSeq lists its product as uncharacterized. Bases 1 to 1041 code for a protein of 346 amino acids. NCBI's taxonomy places the organism in Eukaryota, Metazoa, Mollusca, Gastropoda, Planorbidae. The record is from RefSeq and is a predicted model, not a curated record. The transcript is spliced from 2 exons.
AUGGCCACGAUGUCCUUGAUUCGUAUGAAGGGCACAAUGAGUGACCAGUGUCCUCUCGUGUAUUUCGAGCGCCUACAUAAAAAGAAAUGGACUGAACAACAUGAACGAAGUCCACGAGAAGACGUCAACGAGAAGAAGUCCACGAGAAGAGGUCCACGAGAAGAAGUCCACGAGAAGAGGUCCACGAGAAGAGGUCCACGAGAAGAAGUCCACGAGAAGAAGUCCACGAGAAGAAGUCCACGAGAAGAGGUCCACGAGAGGAAGUCCACGAGAAGAAGUCCACGAGAAGAAGUCCACGAGAAGAGGUCCACGAGAAGAGGUCCACGAGAAGAAGUCCACGAGAAGAAGUCCACGAGAAGAAGUCCAGGAGAAGUAGGCCACGAGAAGAACUCCAGGAGAAGUAAGCCACGAGAAGAAGUCCACGAGAAGAAGGCCACGAGUAGAAGUCCACGAGAAGAAGUCCACGAGAAGAAGGCCACGAGAAGUAAGCCACGAGAAGAAGUCCACGAGAAGAAGUCCACGAGAAGAGGUCCACGAGAAGAAGUCCACGAGAAGAAGUCCACGAGAAGAGGUCCAGAGAAGAAGGCCACGAGAAGAGGUCCACGAGAAGAAGUCCACGAGAAGAGGUCCACGAGAAGAAGUCCACGAAAAGAAGGUCACGAGAAGAAGCCCACGAGAAGAAGCCCACGAGAAGAAGUCCACGAGAAGAAGUCCACGAGAAGAAGUCCACGAGAAGAAGUCCACGAGAAGAAGGUCACGAGAAGAAGGCCACGAGAAGAGGUCCACGAGAAGAAGGUCACGAGAAGAGGUCCACGAGAAGAAGUCCACGAGAAGAAGGUCACGAGAAGAAGGUCACGAGAAGAAGGCCACGAGAAGAGGUCCACGAGAAGAAGGUCACGAGAAGAAGCCCACGAGAAGAAGCCCACGAGAAGAAGGCCACGAGAAGAAGUCCACGAGAAGAGGGCCACGAGAAGAAGGCCACGAGAAGAAGGCCAGGAGAAGAAGGCCAUAAGAAGAAGUCCACGAGAAGAUCUGCCAUGA